This is a messenger RNA of Magnolia sinica, 1362 nucleotides long. RefSeq names its product F-box only protein 8-like. Lineage: Eukaryota; Viridiplantae; Streptophyta; Magnoliopsida; Magnoliales; Magnoliaceae. The record is from RefSeq and is a predicted model, not a curated record. Bases 1 to 1362 code for a protein of 453 amino acids. Gene Ontology annotation, molecular function: protein binding. The transcript is spliced from 2 exons.
AUGCGAAUUGCCUGUUCCUCCAUGAGCAAGGAAGUUCAUGUUGGCAGAAGCUUCACCUGGCCCAACAUCCGUGAAGCAAAACCUCUCAUAUACAUAAGACAGGAGAUUCAGUCAUUGUUAGACACAAAUUCGUUUUAUGGCGAGUACUUCAAAAUUAAGGAAGAUAGUUCCGAAGAAGAAAUUAAAGAGAUAGUUCCAAAAAAGAAAUUAAAGAAGAUAGCUCCGAAGAAGAAAUUAAAGGAGAUAGUUCCGAAAAAGAAAUUAAAGAAGACAGUUCCGAUUCUCCCUGAUGAUGUCAUCAUUCUUAUACUCUCCAAGCUUCCGGUAAAGUCGCUCUUACGAUUUAGGUGUGUCUCCAGACUUUGGAGCUCAUUGAUCUUUGAUCCAUAUUUCAUUGAACAACACCGUUUUGAACAUGCAAAUCAAGAUCCUAAUCUUUUACUUCUGGACCGAGAUCGUCGCAUCUUCUCUAAUUUUUCCUUGGACAUAGGAACAGGAACACAGGAAAUCUAUGUGUUACCAAAGGCCGUUCCUAAAAAUUGGUUUUCUUUAUCAUAUUGUUGUCAUGGCUUGUUCCUUCUCUCCGAGUACUACAAAAUUCAUGUAUGUAAUCCCGCUACUCGAGAAUUGAUAACAUUGCCACAAGCCAGUCAACACAUCUCUUUUUAUGUAAAUCCAAUUCAGCAUGCUGGUUUAGGAUAUGAUGAUGUCGCCAAACAAUAUAAGAUUGUCCGGUUCUUUAAUCCUAGCUCCGACACAUCUCUAUACCAUAUGGAAUGUGAAAUCUUUACACUGGGUCGCUCGGAUUCAUGGCGAAGAGUUUGUAGCAUCCCUUAUUCACUUGCCGCUUACCCACCCGCUUUCGUAAAUGGCGCCUUGUAUUGGAAGAUUGAAACCUACUCUCUCAUGGAUAUAUACACAUUAAUCAUUUCAUUCAAUCUCAGAGAUGAGAAGAUUAGUGUAAUCCCUCAUCCUACGUCUUGUUCGGAUCCCAACAAGAAUCAAUGUUGUAUGCGGGUGGUGCAACUAGGAGGGUGCCUGGGUCUAACAGAUAGUUCGAUAAAGCCGUUGAUGGAUAUAUGGAUGUUACAAGACUACACCAAACACAUUUGGAUUAAAACAUAUAGCAUCAAUCUGGAAACCAUGUAUGGAUAUGUCAAUGAAGUCUGUAUUGUUUAUGCUUUAGCCAUCCACAGCAAUGGAUAUGUUUCUAUAUAUAUGAAUGAAGAAAGUGCGGGUAUAUCACAAUUUUCCUUCUACGAUCCCCGGACCAACACCAUCAUCAAUGUUGAAGGCUGCCAAUCGUUAUUUUUCUUGUCUGCUGCCUACGCUGAAAGCCUGAUCCAACUGAGGAGAAGAUAA